UGACCUUUACCUUUGUUUCACUCCAGAAGAAUCUUAUUACCCUACAAGACUCGUUGAGUUCACUCUCUGUCUCUGUCGCUUGAGCUUGAUCGACGCUAUUACAUCCGCCGUUCACACUUCCGACCACCAAGACAUGAGGUGGCGAGACAGUAUAGUUACAAGUGUUGUGUUUUGUCAUGUAUGCAGUCAUAACCCGGAGGUUCUUUGGGCUCAGCGUUCUGAUAAGGUUUACCUAACCGUCGCCUUACCUGAUGCAAAGGACAUUUCAGUCAAAUGUGAGCCUCAGGGUCUAUUCACUUUCUCUGCUCUUGGCGCCCAAGGCAAGCUCUUUGAGUUCGGCUUGGAGCUAUAUGGGAAAGUUGUGCCAGAGUAUAGGAAGAACGUUGGGCUAAGGAACAUCAUAUUUUCGAUUCAGAAAGAAGAGAGAAGCUGGUGGCCACGAAUCUUGAAAUCAGAAGAGAAGCCUGCACCUUACAUUAAAGUGGACUGGAACAAAUGGUGUGAUGAGGAUGAGGAAGUCAACUCUGAGACAGCCUCAGAUGAUGAGAGUGCAUUUGUUGAUGAAGAUUGUGAGAGCAGUGAUGAUGAUGGAUUGCUUUAUCUUCCGGAUCUGGAAAAGGCAAGAAACAACUAGCUAACCAUCAGCAACAACCAACCAACUCUGUUUAGGAAGCUGAAGAAAAAAAAAGGCAAAAGGAUUAAGAAGUGAAUCAUAGAGUGGUUUAGGAUAAUCCAGUUUGUUUUGUACUUUGCUAAACCAAAACACUUUGUACCUUUAAUUUAGGUUUCUUAGGGGAGUCAUCUUUAGUUUGAAUAUUGUGACACACUUUAUCGAAUGCUUAAGGCUUUGAAAUUUCAGUA
Brassica napus (rape) is the source of this 861-nucleotide messenger RNA. Its product is annotated as co-chaperone protein p23-2. Gene Ontology annotation, cellular component: cytosol; nucleus. The record is from RefSeq and is a predicted model, not a curated record. Gene Ontology annotation, biological process: protein folding; chaperone-mediated protein complex assembly. Gene Ontology annotation, molecular function: protein-folding chaperone binding; Hsp90 protein binding. Bases 134 to 634 code for a protein of 166 amino acids. The transcript is spliced from 6 exons. NCBI's taxonomy places the organism in Eukaryota, Viridiplantae, Streptophyta, Magnoliopsida, Brassicales, Brassicaceae.